Symbiodinium pilosum is the source of this 917-nucleotide messenger RNA. The record is from the annotation of a GenBank genome assembly. NCBI's taxonomy places the organism in Eukaryota, Dinophyceae, Suessiales, Symbiodiniaceae.
GCUGCAAUGCCAAGCUGGGCUGGAUAGGAGGCUUCCGCGGCUUCGGGUUCUAUGCCCGUGCCCACGAACGUCGCUGCGUGGCUCGGCAGGCAACAAGCCCGCGCCAGGCUGCCGAACAGGUCGAGAUCUGCAUCACCACCCAGCCCAGCGAAGCUGAAGUGCGCCUCAAGGUUCCAGUCCACAUCACUACACGGCAGCUGAAAAAGCGGCUGUGGAAGGAACUGACACCGCACGUCCGCCCGGGCCGACUGAAGCUUUUGCUCUUCGGCCGCGUCCUGGCAGAUGAAGAGGUGCUUCCGGUAUCUGCUAAGCAGCCGCAAGCCCUUCAGUGUCAUUGCCUGCCUCACGCUGUUAGAAACAUGGGGACUGACGAUAACCACAAGCAGGAUGUCAUGUUCAAGGUGGUGCUGGUGGGACCCUCGGGUGCUGGAAAGACGAGCAUCUUGAGAAGAUUCUUGGGCCUUGAGUUUUCGGAGAAAACAUCCCCGACCCUGGGGGUGGAUGCGGAGACGAAGAAGUUGGUCGUAGAUGAGUCAUUGCGCGUGACCUUGCGGCUCUGGGAUUCACAGGGCCGCCGCCGAAAAGGCGACGAUGCUGAGCACGACCUUGAAGCCGCCCUUUACAACGGCGCGGUCGCUGUCCUUCUUUGUGCAGACGUCAGUGACCCAAGCUCCUGUGAGGAGCUUGCGAGGUUUCUGGAUUUGAUGGACAGGCAUUGCCGUCAAGAUGUCAUCAAGGGGGUUGUGGCAAAUAAGGUGGAUCUGCGACAGGACGUCACCGAGGUGACAGCCGCAAACGACUUCGCAACUCAACACUCCAUGAGAUAUUUUGAGGUAUCUGCCCGGACCAACGAGGGGGUGGAUGCGAUGUUCCACGACUUGGUGGGGCAGCUGAUCGACGCACACCACCCAACUUGA